Molecule: messenger RNA, 3421 nt
Organism: Photinus pyralis (common eastern firefly)
Lineage: Eukaryota; Metazoa; Arthropoda; Insecta; Coleoptera; Lampyridae
Product: beta-1,3-galactosyltransferase brn
Exons: 1
Coding region: 1396-2439 (347 amino acids)
Cellular component (GO): membrane
Molecular function (GO): UDP-glycosyltransferase activity; hexosyltransferase activity
Source: RefSeq, a predicted model, not a curated record
ACACUUAUAAAGAGCUUCAAGCACUUAUAAAGAGCUUGAAGCACUUAUAAAGAGCUUGAAGCACUUAUAAAGAGCUUCAAGCAUUUUCAAAGAGCUUAAAGCACUUUCAAAGAACUUCAAGCACUCUUAUCGUGAAUUGGUAAUUCCAAGCUCUUUCAUCACAUAAAAGUGCUUAGGGCUUGCAAGCACUUUUAUCAAAACAAAGUGCUCGGUGCUUAGUGCUUCAAGCCCUUUUCAAGAGGGCUUUACCCAGCUCUGUAACUGCAUGUGCUAUAAAAGUAGGUACUACAAGAAAAAAAUGGGAUUAUUGUUAUUAUUAUCCCCUCUCUUGUUUUUGGGCCCUCAACAGGCAUGCGCCCAAUUACAGAGUGACCCGCAUAAUGCUAUUUAGUGGUGCCUCUGCAGAAGAGAUGUGCAGACUGCAGACUAAUCACUAAUGAAGCACGGAACACGUAGGUAACGUCAGAGUAGGAGUGAAGGAAUGAGUAAGACUAGGGGUUUUCCAAUUUCGUCACCUAAUUCACGAUAAGAGCUUCGUUAUGAAAGUGCUUGAAGCCCUUGAAAAGUGCUUGAAGCUCUUUAGAAGUGCUCGAAAUUGUAUGAAAGUGCUUCAAGCACUUCAAUAGGGCUUGAAGCCCCAAGAACUUUUUGCUUGGUAAUUGAAGCACUUCUUCCUGAAUUAGCUCUGCUCCAUAUUAACUUGGAGGGUUCAUAAUGACACGCAAUCGAAAGAUGAUUUUUGUCUCAUAUAACGAUAUACAAAUUAGUUCAUUUUCAGUUGUAUUUCUCAUUAUGUUAUAAAAAAUUAGGCAAUAAAUUCACUUAUAGCAAUAUCAUGUUAACCUUGGAAAUUUUCUAAAGAAUUGAUACAGACGGACUGGGACGUUCAUUAAAAUGCACGGAAAACUGCUGUAAACGGUUAUUUACUAUAAAUACUUUUCUUUCAAUAACUCUUUAAGUUAACAUGGGGAGCAACGAUCUGCAAAAAACCUUUUUCCUCAUGAUCAUUCCCUAUGUUCGGUUUUCUAUUCACCCUGUAUAUGGUUAAGGUUAAGAUAGUCAUAAAAGCUUUGUUUAUUCAUUAAUUAAACUUUAAACUAUUCUUUCCUUCUCUAAAAAUUCAACGAAGGUAAAAGCUUACCGUAAAGAAUAAAUUAUUUAUUAGUUUACACCCGUCCUUGCCUAAGUUAAUUUUUGUCAGGUUAUUAACAAAAAGUGCGCAUGCCCAUCGUGCAACGUCGCAUCGCCGCAAUCGUUAAUGGUCUGUGGCCGCAAGUACUCUGUAGCCGCUGGCGGGACAUAACAUAACCUAGCUAAUUGCGGGAGUUUGUUUACAAAAACGAAUGUGAUUUUGGCAUUAAAUAUAAAGGUAAAAUUUCUCGAUUUUAGUAAUUAAUGUCUGUCCGUAAUCUAAAACUGAAAGUAAAAUAUUUUAUGAUAAUAGCAUCAAUAAUAUGGAUAAGUUACCAGCUAGGAUUACUUACUCAUUUCAUGGAAGAAGAUUAUCUCCGAUUUACAUAUCCUUACAAUGUAAACAUAAAGAAACUAAUAUACGAACUACGUAAUAACCAAACUCCCGAAAUUCCACCUCUGAAUUCGUACAACUUCCCAUUUUUGAAAACGUGCAAGGAAAAGUGCGCGAAUAAACCGAUUAGACUCGUUUACAUUGUGAAAUCCGCAUUAGAAAACUUUGACAGUCGAUUUACAAUUAGGCAAACGUGGGGAUACGAACGGCGGUUUUCCGACGUGGAAAUUCGUACCGUUUUCGUCGUGGGCAACGGUGACGGUGAACGCUUACGGUCGAAAGUGAACGCGGAAUCUGCGAAGUACGGCGAUAUCGUUCAAGCCGACUUUAAAGAUUCGUAUUAUAAUAACACAAUUAAAACGAUGAUCAGUUUUAAGUGGGCCGUUAAUUUCUGCUCGAACUCGCGCUUUUACUUGUUUGUCGACGAUGAUUAUUAUAUCAGUACGAGAAAUGUGCUUCGUUUCAUACGUAAUCCCGCUAAUUAUCCUCGGUAUUUAAACGACGAAAUAGAUGAUUUCGAGCUCCCCGAGGACGUAAGUCUUUACGCUGGUUACGUAUUCUUUUCGUCACCUCACCGCCAUUUGUUCAGCAAAUGGUACGUUUCACUGCAAGAGUAUGCGUUUCAUAUGUGGCCACCGUACGUAACAGCCGGUGCGUAUAUUGUAUCUCUAAGUGCCUUAUUUGACAUGUAUUUUGGUAGCAUGUAUACUAAGCAUUUUCGGUUUGAUGAUGUUUAUUUAGGAAUAAUUGCCAAAAAAAUUCCGUUAGAACCGUUUCAUUGUGAACAUUUUCAUUUUUAUAAACAUAAGUAUUCUGACGACAACUAUAGGUUCACGAUUGCGUCUCAUGGAUACAAAUCGUCUUUAGAAUUGUCCCAAGUUUGGAACCAACAAAAAUCAAUUGGUAAUGCGUAAUGUAGUUUAAUAAUACAUGAAAAUACAAAUUCGAUUUGUUAUUAUUAUCAUCCCUCAGUCUUGUGGUGGUUGGCGUUGUUGUUUACCGUUCCCAGCUUAUUUGCUUCGUGUAAUGCUAAAUUUAAAAGUGUUUGCGAACUUUCGAGUAUCUAAAAUGCAAAUUAUUACCGCCACUCAUUGCAAAACUCCUUACUUUCUUAAAACCUAAUUCUGUAUCCUUGAUUGUCUGAUCGUAACUGUCACGUAACUUUUGAUGCUGUGCGAGAUUACUGUUUAGUUUACUUAAUUUUUCUUGCAGCGUCUUCAAAUUUCUUUCUAGUAUCGAUUUGUCCGUUUCCUCCUGAUGGAUCACAUCUUGUAAUUCGUUACGCCUUAUUUUGAGUUGCUCUAAACCUGGAAGAAGUGUAUGUGUGUGAUGAAGAAUUUGCCGUAAUAUGUUUUACAUUUUACUAGCUCUUGGUUGUAAGUUUGUAAUGUGGCACCGUGUUCGGACAUUUAAGAUUUUGAAUUUUAAAAAGAUCUUGAAUUGCUGAAAUGUUUGUAUUUUACUUUGGUUAUUGCCAUGGUUUAGCGCUCAGUACAAACGGUCUACUAGUUCAUUGUAGGUCAGUUGUACCGAAUACGCAAGAUGAACUACGAACUGACUGGAACCAGUGUUGCCCGAUUUUUUUAAACAUUGUAUUAGCCUUCGAUUGCUCCGAAUACCAGUGUUGAAUAAAAAACAUCAAUAUAUAGAGCUUUUCUAACCCGUGUGGUGUCUCGUGCCCUUUUUAGUGCAACAUGAAACAAAUUGUUUUCUGGACAUGCUGUAUAUAGAUCACUUGGUAUUUUAUUAGCGCACAGUUGGCAGCAUCGCGAGCGAUUGGUAACUUGUAAUAAUUUAAUCAAUCGUCCAUUUGUGAACAAUCGUUCUCUGUACAGUGUGCUUGUUCUCAAGUUGAGCUAAGGCCAAAAGGCAACUUGCACUAAAUUAAGUAAAAAC